AAAUAUUUUGGCAAUGGGGUCGACGAUGAUCGUGCCAAUGGAGCCGAUGAACCAUGAGGAAGAUGCCAAUAUCGUCACUCAUCGCUUUUUCGGGCGCCGUCCUAAGAUCCCAGCAAACAUGGCAGCGGUGCCACUCUUGAAGAAGGUGAUGGCGGAGUUCCUGGGGACCUUCAUCCUGAUGUUCACCCAGGUGUCCUCCAUCAUGAUCAUGGACGAGGUGCAGGGCCUGAUGGGCAUCGCCGUGUCUGUGGGUCUGGCCGUCACGGUGCUCGUCAUUUCCCUCGUCCAUAUAUCCGGGUGCCACAUGAACCCUGCAGUCAGCAUCACCAUGGCCGUCUUCGGCCACCUCCCUCCGGCGCACCUCGUCCCUUACAUGGCAGCGCAGGUGCUCGGCUCCACCGCCGCCAGCUUCUUCGUGUGCAAGGUGAUCCAUCACCGUGUCCACCCCGGCAUCGCCACCGUCCCCGGUGUCGGGGUCGGCGCGGCGGAGGCCUUCUUCGUCGAGUUCAUCGUCACCUUCAUCCUCCUCUUCGUCAUCACUGCUGUUGCCACGGACCCUCAUGCAGUAGGUCAAAGAGUUGCUUGGACUCGCAGUUGGUGCAACCAUAGUGAUGAACAUUCUUGUCGCAGGACCAUCAACAGGAGCUUCGAUGAAUCCAGCGCGUACAAUUGGUCCGGCGAUUGUUACAGGGAGAUAUACCAAGAUCUGGGUUUAUUUGGUCGCUCAACCGCUGGGCGCUCUCGCUGGAAUGGGAGCUUAUGUUACGAUAAAGCUGUAGCUACAACGACAAAAAGAUUGUUUUCUUAGAAAAAAAAAAGAGAAUUUCGUAUUUGCCACUCAAAAUUUGUCCGGAUGCUCAAAUGCCAUUGAGAAUUU
Brachypodium distachyon (stiff brome) is the source of this 877-nucleotide messenger RNA. RefSeq names its product aquaporin NIP3-3. Bases 14 to 808 code for a protein of 264 amino acids. Gene Ontology annotation, cellular component: membrane. Gene Ontology annotation, molecular function: channel activity. Gene Ontology annotation, biological process: transmembrane transport. The record is from RefSeq and is a predicted model, not a curated record. Lineage: Eukaryota; Viridiplantae; Streptophyta; Magnoliopsida; Poales; Poaceae. The transcript is spliced from 4 exons.